This is a messenger RNA of Lepus europaeus (European hare), 1011 nucleotides long. It is a transcript of the gene GPR119, whose product is annotated as G protein-coupled receptor 119. The record is from RefSeq and is a predicted model, not a curated record. Gene Ontology annotation, biological process: adenylate cyclase-activating G protein-coupled receptor signaling pathway; regulation of metabolic process. Lineage: Eukaryota; Metazoa; Chordata; Mammalia; Lagomorpha; Leporidae. Gene Ontology annotation, cellular component: membrane. The transcript has a single exon. Bases 1 to 1011 code for a protein of 336 amino acids. Gene Ontology annotation, molecular function: phosphatidylcholine binding; G protein-coupled receptor activity.
AUGGAGCCCUCUUUCUCAUUUGGAGUGAUCCUUGCUGUGCUGGCCUCCCUCAUCAUUGCUGCUAAUGCACUAGUGGCCCUGGCCGUGCUGCUGUUGAUCCACAGGAGUGACGGUGUCGGUCUCUGCUUCACCUUGAAUCUGGCUGUGGCUGACACCUUGAUUGGCGUGGCCAUCUCCGGCCUGGUCUCAGACCAGGUCUCCAACUCUGCUCGGUCCACACAGAAGACGUUGUGCAGCCUUCGGAUGGCAUUUGUCACUUCCUCCGCAGCUGCCUCUGUCCUCACGGUCAUGCUGAUUGCCUUUGACAGGUACCUUGCCAUCAAGCAGCCCCUCCGCUACUUCCAGAUCAUGAGUGGGCUCGUGGCUGGGGCAUGCAUUGCCGGGCUGUGGUUAUUGUCUUACUUCAUUGGCUUCCUCCCACUCGGAGUCCCCGUAUUCCAGCAGACCACCUACCAGGGGCCCUGCAGCUUCUUUGCUGUGUUUCACCCUCGCUUCGUGCUGACCCUCUUCUGCGUUGGCUUCUUCCCAGCCCAGCUCCUCUUUGUCUUCUUCUACUGUGACAUGCUCAAGGUUGCCUUCAUGCACAGCCAGCAGAUCCGAAAGAUGGAACAUGCAGGAGCCAUGGCUGGAGCGUACCGGCCUCCAAGGACUCCCAGUGACUUCAAGGCUGUCCGCACUGUGUCUGUCCUCAUUGGGAGCUUCACUCUGUCCUGGGCUCCCUUCUUUAUCACUGGCAUCGUGCAGGUGGCCUGCCAGGAGUGCCAGCUCUACCUAGCGCUGGAACGGUACCUGUGGCUGCUUGGUGUGGGCAACUCCCUGCUCAACCCACUCAUCUAUGCCUACUGGCAGAAGGAAGUGCGACAGCAGCUCUACCAGAUGGCCCUGGGAGUGAAGAAGGGGCUCACUGCGUUCCUCUUCCUCCUUGUCUCAGCCAAGAAUGGAGGCCCAGAAAGGCCCAGAGAAACUUCUUGUCACAUCGUCACUAUCUCCCACUCAGAGCUUGAUGGCUAA